This is a messenger RNA of Syngnathus acus (greater pipefish), 5320 nucleotides long. RefSeq names its product C-Jun-amino-terminal kinase-interacting protein 1-like. Gene Ontology annotation, cellular component: cytoplasm. Bases 344 to 2593 code for a protein of 749 amino acids. Gene Ontology annotation, biological process: regulation of JNK cascade. The transcript has 12 exons. Gene Ontology annotation, molecular function: protein binding. Lineage: Eukaryota; Metazoa; Chordata; Actinopteri; Syngnathiformes; Syngnathidae. The record is from RefSeq and is a predicted model, not a curated record.
CCGUCCAUCCUCACUGCAUCUACUACAUCAUCCACCCACUCCUCUCUCCAUCUCCCAUCUGACUGCCAUCUCUCCCUGUCUCGUCACUGCUUUGCUCCUGCCGGGAAGAUGAUGUCGAUGAUGUUGUGACAAUGAGCCUGGCCAAUGAUCAAGCAUGAAGGGAAUGCAAGGGGUGUGUCCACUGUCUAGCUUGGGGCUGAUUCAGGAGUCAGAGAAGGGAGACGGAGAGAAGCAGGGAGGUAGAGAAGACGGAGAAUAUACACCGGCUUAAAAAAGGGGAGACGAGGAGGAGGAGGGUGGGUGGAGGCUGUCACCGCUCCACGGCGGAGCAGUCUGUGCUGUCAUGGACAAAUAUCGACCAAAGAGGCCCACCACGCUAGCUCUAAUGCCACAGCGACCACAAGCCGGCACCCAGGACACCAUUAACAACAAUUCUCUUGGGGAAAAGGAGAGCUGGAAGGAGUCCCGAUCUUCAUCCCCACACAUUAAAGGGGAUAAAACACAACCCGAUAGCCAAUCGAAAGCAGAGGACAAAGUCCGACCCCGCACCCGCCGCCCAGCCCCUAAACCUCCAACUGCCAAUGGGGCCAACAGUAGAGGCAGCACUCAAGCUGCAGCUGGUGACACGCGGGCUCGGCCACGAGACAAACAGCCGCUCGGAGCCACACACGCUCAGUCCUUGAGCGUGCCUCGGAGCCAACGGAGAGGUGGUGCAGCGGGGCCAGGUAGAGGAAGAGGGGGAGGGCGGGGAGCAGGUGGGAUGAGAGAGAGAAGCUUGGGGGACAUCAGAGGGAAGGAUGGAGUGACAUCAGGGAGAGAAGAACGAAGAGGUGGAAGACUGUGUGAUGAGUCCAAGGGCAAGGAGAAAGAGAAAACCAUACAUCAAAGAGCAAAAGAAGGAAAUGGACUGAAAAGCUCCGGCUCAGUUGGGAGUGGGAAACUAUGCACCAAAAAGGAAAACCUGACUGGACGGGGGAAGCCCAACAACUCGCUCCCAAACCAGGUUUACUUGACGGCCAUGGUGGUCCCACGCACACCCGUAGCACCAAGAAAAGAGGACAAGACCCAGGUCCAAGGCCAAAACCAUGACAGGAAAAGUCAAAAUACCACUGGCCGUUCCCAGUCUAGCAGAGAGGUGGUUUCCAACAGAAUGUCCCUCAGCUCAGACACAGAGGGACCUCCACCUGAACAUCCCCAUUUAUCGCAUCGAGCAAACCCUGACAUCCGGGAAGAAGAAGGGCAGGGUAAAUCUUCCACCCGGAAAGCUCAUCAAAGUACAAAAUCCUGCCCUGAAAGUGAUUCAAAAUCUGCGAAGGUCCAGUCAGAAGCCAAGCCAGUGCAUGGAAAGGAUGAUAAUGUGAAUGGGGCUGAGAGCACCAAAUCAGCCUCUCAAGGAGCUCUGGUAGGCGCACAAAAUGUACCAAAGAGCGAAGCAUCUGCAGUGUUAAAUGAGGACGCUGCCAAAAACACCCUGGCAGUUGAGGAACACACUCUGGUUGGCGUCAAGGAUUGCGUGAACACUAAGAGUGGACACAAUGAUGACAGUGAUGCAGAGACGGUCUAUCAGUCAGCCAAUGAGGAGGAAGAUCCUGAGUAUGAGGAGGAGAGGAAAAGGAAAGAAGAAGAAGCAAGGAAGGAAGGGCGGAGGAAAGAAGAAGAACUGAAAAGAAAGGAGGAGGAGAAGAGAAAGAUGAAAGAAGAGGACUUGAGGAGGAGGCGGGAGGAGGAAGUGAAGAGGAGAAGAGAGGUGGUGGCGAGGGUCAGCAAGCACCCCAAAAUAAUAAUGGCAACCAAAACAUCAGACCAAGAGGAGUCAAAUGCGGGGAGGGCAAGUGCCCCCAGAAGCAAGAAGUUCCUCAACCUGUUUUCUUCUGACAACUACAAUUCCACUGGUGCUGGCUCAUUUGGUGUGUUUUCUUGUAUUCUGGAUGGCGUGGAGCAACAGCAGAGUCACAGAGCGGUGUACAGGUUUGUCCCCCGCCAUUCUGAUGAGCUGUACCUGGAAACAGAUGACCCGGUCUUAAUUCUCAAGCAGUCUGAGGAUCUAUGGUGUCAGGGUUACAACAUGAGGACUGGAGCGACUGGAAUCUUCCCUGCUUUUUAUGCUGUCAGGCUAACCAGAAAUACUAACAAAGGACAAAAAGAUGGUUCCAUAGAGCAGUUCCUGGUGCGAUUCUUAGGUUCCGUUCAAGUCCCCAUCCACAAAGGCAGUGAUGUGCUGUGUGCAGCCAUGCGCAAGGUUGCAUAUAACAGACGAUUAGCAGGACAGCCUCCCUCGACCUGUGCGCUUGAAGUCAGCGUGAGGGGUGUGAAGAUCAGCGUCCAGGACCAGUGUCACGCUGCUCACAGGGGAGAGCAGUGUUUCCAUUUCUUUCAUUUGAAGAACAUCUCAUUCUGUGGCUGCCAUCCAAAUCAUAGCAAGUACUUUGGUUUCAUCACCAAACAUCCUGACCAACAGCGCUUUGCCUGUCACGUAAUGAUGGCAGACACAACUUUACAUCCUCUGGCCAAGUCAGUCGGGAAAGCCUUUCAGCAGUAUUACAAGGAACACAUUGGCUACUCUUGUCCCACCGAAGACAUCUUCAUUGAAUGACACUUCUUUUUGCUUCAAGCAACAGUAUGUUCUAAAUAUUAUUGAUGUGCAUGUGUAAUCCAUCUAGAUCAGGGGCUCCCAACCUUUUUGGAUUCAAAAUCUACUUUUCAAGCAGCCAACUGCCUGAGAUGGAUCAGUUCAAUGUUAACACCACAAACUCCCACACACCAUCUUUUCCAGCCUGCAGUGACUAACCAUACAACACUAGCCAUAACUGACCCUAAGAGGAACAAAACGUAAAACCAGAUAGAACACAGGUAGAUCUCUGAGUUUGAAAAAAGUAAAAUCAGAAAAAAAGUAGCUUAUUAAAAUAUUUUUAAACAGAUUUAAAAUACCUUCAUCAUAUGUUUCAAGUUUUCAAUUAGCUAUGGGGAAUCAAAAAUAAAAAACCUGGUUUUAAAAACAGUAUAGCAGCUCCAUUUUAAAUCACCCCCAAACAAGAUUUGAGAAUUCAUGCAGGUUAUGCGCUACUGUGACUCUUUUCUUUCUGAUAGGGUGCCCAAAUUCAAAAUAUACUAUAAUAAUGAAGUCCAGUUGGCUUGGAGGUAGUCUUGGUUUGUGGGGGGGAGGGAUUACAUCAUAAACUGGACCACUUCAAUGACCAAUGUGAGACUGCUUGCAUGUUUGAUUCUUCUUGUCUGCAUCCACAUACAGGCAACAACUUUUGCCCGUAUGUCACAUAGCCAUGUCUAGAUGGAAGGUUGGACCUGAUCAUGUGAACUAUCCAAAAUUGUAACGUACAGCAUACCUGCCCAGGACCACACAUACUCAAAACAUAAUGUACUUUAGGAAUAGGCCUGCAAGGUUAGAAAGACAAUAAAAUAAUGUUUAAACGAUCAAUAGAGACUGUUUAGCGACCAUAAAGGUGGACAUGAUUCAAAUGAUGAUGAUUCAAAUUUGACUCUUUAAUCGUGUUUAAAUACAUAUGAGUUCCUGCCACAAUAGAAGCUCUACGCGCCACCUUAAAGGGGAAGUCAACCCCAAAAUGUUCUUAAUAAUAUGUAGUAUGAGCCCCCACUCGUCAAGACCUAGUGUUCCGAUGAAUGUUUUGUUUAUGGAAUAUGAAUUAAAGAGGCAAAAUCCACUUGUUUUCAUCCAUCCCAGGGGGUAUCCAUUAUGCCACUUGCUGUUGAUUGAAAAUGACAUCACAAAUGCCAGGUCUUAACCAAUCACGGCUCAGCUUCAGAAAACUGGUGAGACAUAAUCGGUUGUGACCUGAGACCUGAAUAAAAACAGGUGGAUUAUGUCCGUUUAAGUAAUAUUCCACAAACAAAACAUUAAUCAGAACACUGUGUUUUGACUAGUUGCACAGGAAAAAUUAUUACAAAGAAAAUUUGACUUCCCCUUUAAACUAAUCCAUUUAGAGUACAUAGUGACUCUUGUUGAACAAAACUGUGUUCCUUUUGUUCCCAUAUUAUAUUUUUUUAUAUGAUUAUUUUUGUCUUUUGACUAAAAUUACAGUUUGCCUUGCUGUAAUAGUAGAUACUACUUGAAAGCACACAUUAGCAGUCGAUCUUUGGUCAUACUGCAAUCCUAGAUAUAAAUGAAGAGGGCAUGAAGUGUGCAUCUAUCCUCAGCAAGAUGCAUCACUUUUCAACAUUGUUUUGAGUAAAGUCAGCUGUAUGAACUCAAACUUCUCACAGUCCUUGUGCCUCUCCUGUCAUCAAAUUGUCAUCUUUAUUGACGCAGCACAGCCAAACAAGGGCUUCUUAAUAACUUCCAUUUGCUGUUUAAAAGCACUAUAAAGUAGUGUAUCAUAAAGUAAUGGCCCUGCUUUUUCUUUGCACAUACUGUAUGAAAACAAAGUGUUUAAAAAUAAUACAAACGUGUCACUUUUUAUCGUACAAUCCCAAGACAAUCUACUGUGGUUCAACAGUUCUGACAUUGUUUGUUUUUUGCCCACCACAAAAGUAGUGUUCUGAGUAGGGGUUGCACAACUUACAGAAGAAAAAAAAAUACAUAAUCUGAGAUAAUGCUUAAAAAUGUGUCCUCCUUUUGGGCCCAUCACAGCAGAACAUUUUGGGAAUUUGUCACGUUUGCAAUAAUGACUGACCUCUUCCUACAGCAGAAUAAUUUCCCAAUCUCCUUCCACCAUCAUUGUGAAAAAAAAUGUCAUGAUCUUCUAGCCUGACUUUUUUAUUGUUAUUCGUACCCCUUUACUGGUUUUCCAUCACUUCACAGAAGAUACACAUUCAGAAAUAGAAGACAAUGUUAAUCAAUUAAGCUCUUGAAGUCAUCUAAUUGAGAGCCCUCUUGCUGCAAGCAGCUCUGCUUUCUCCUCAAGCCAAAAACAUGUGAUUGGUGACCCAUCUACGUCCAAACGACUCUGAGUAGUAAAGUUGACAAAUGAAUUGGUCUGUACAACCCCUAUUCUUGACAUGCAGUUUUUUGUAAGCACUGUGUAGUGGCCUAGGUGUUCUGUGCAAUUGAGUGUAAUGUUCAACACCACCGCCUGUUGUCUUAGCAGUCAACAUUAUCCUCAGCCAGGGGCGCAGGUGGGAUUUUGGAAGUGGGGGUAUGGGGAGCAACUGAAGCUAAAAUAUUUGUUAUUGUGACUAGUUUCCCAACGUUACAGAACAAUUAACUGCCACAGCUGGGAUAGUCUACUUGACUGCUUUUUGAGACAAUGCUGUGAUUUCAUCAUUUUUCUCUUAUUCUGAACACUAAAACCGGCUACCUGUUCCCAGUAACUCCCCCUCCACAACCCCUUGCAUGGUAAAAAAAAAA